This is a messenger RNA of Cyprinodon tularosa, 1329 nucleotides long. Its product is annotated as E3 SUMO-protein ligase ZBED1-like. Bases 340 to 777 code for a protein of 145 amino acids. NCBI's taxonomy places the organism in Eukaryota, Metazoa, Chordata, Actinopteri, Cyprinodontiformes, Cyprinodontidae. The record is from RefSeq and is a predicted model, not a curated record. Gene Ontology annotation, molecular function: protein dimerization activity. The transcript has 2 exons.
AGACAGGAAGAAGUGGCACCUGGUCCGACUUGGCAAGACACUGAUGUGCUUGAAUCUGUAAACAAUGCCCUCGGUCCUCUUCAGGAGUUCACAGACGCCCUCUCAGGUGAGGACUACGUGAGCGUAUCCUACCUAAAGCCAGUGCUCCACCUGCUGAGAACAGCAACACUUGCUGUAACUGACCAAGACACAGAUCUCACAAAGGAGAUAAAGUCAAGAGCUCUCCACUACAUUGAAGAGAAAUACAGUGACCCAGCGACCCAGGAACUCCUGGACAUCGCAUCUUUCCUCGAGCCCAGAUUUAAGACCAACUACAUUAGUGAGGAGAAUGUCCAAUUCAUGAAAGACAGAGUGAAGAUGGAGCAGUUGGCACUAAAGGAGCAGAGGGCUUGUGUCACAACCCAUCCCAUGCCCCUCAGUGCAGAAGAAGAACCACCAUCCACCUCUACAAAGCGAAAGUGGUCACUGGGCAGCUUUUUCAAGGCGGUCCCUGCUUCCUCUACUAUGCAGUUGGAGGAUACCAUUAAAGCAGAACUGGACAACUACCUCAUAACUCCUACCAUUGGUGGAGAGCAAGAUCCACUGGCCUGGUGGAGAGUGCACAAUGUCAACUUCCCCUGGCUUAGCAAGUUGGCUCAUAAGUACCUUUGCAUACCAGCAACGCAUGAACCAUCAGAGAGACUGUUCAGUGCCAGUGGUAAUAUUGUCACAUGUCAGCAUGCAAGUCUGAAGCCAGCAAGGGUUGACAUGUUGGUUUUCCUGGCCAAAAAUCUCUAAAGAGAUGUAGCGAUGAAGGGGAAGAUUAAUUGUUUGUUUCAUCUUAUCCUGAAAUUGCUUAUUUGCACUUACCCUGACAUAUAUUUGUUCACUUUUUUACUUAUCUUUUGUUUACUGACUAUGUAAAAUAAUUUAACCAUUCUGGCAUCAUUUGUUGUGAGGAAAAUAUAGGAUAAUUUAAACUUUAAUACUAUUAUUGUAUUGUUGUUAUUUUUUACUACCUUUUAUGUUUCACUUCCUCUUGCCACUUUAUUUGAAGAAGCACAGGUUUCUAAGUACAGGGGUUGUAUUUCUGUAACUGCUGCUUAUGUUCAUAAGCUAGCUCCUUUGAGCCAUUUUGCACUACUUUUAAGGUAAGACUUCAUUUUUGCUCAACUUUGUUGUUAUAUUUUAUAUUUUUUAUGUAGCUUAUGCUAUUUUACAAAAAUGCAAUUUUUUUGAUGCUGCUGAGCCAUUAAUGCUUUUUGUUAAUAAAAAAUGUAAAAGAAGCUAAAGUUUACUUAAGAAAGAGGGCUCUCAUUUUAUUUGACUUUUUUGGAUAAUAUAAUUUGU